Glarea lozoyensis ATCC 20868 is the source of this 1626-nucleotide messenger RNA. RefSeq names its product MFS general substrate transporter. Gene Ontology annotation, cellular component: fungal-type vacuole membrane. The transcript has 12 exons. Bases 1 to 1626 code for a protein of 541 amino acids. Gene Ontology annotation, molecular function: basic amino acid transmembrane transporter activity. Lineage: Eukaryota; Fungi; Ascomycota; Leotiomycetes; Helotiales; Helotiaceae. The record is from RefSeq and is a predicted model, not a curated record. Gene Ontology annotation, biological process: basic amino acid transport; transmembrane transport.
AUGGACGUGGAACCACCCAGCCAAGAUGUAUCGACCAAUGAGGAGCCUCCAAUUGAAUCAGACACCUUACUCGAAUCCCAGGCGGCGGCCAGGGAAGGCGGAAAUUCAAGACAGCGGUUGCUCAUCUCUGCUUUACCGGCUCUGCUUCUAUGUACGUUUUUGAUUCGGUUUGACGGGAGUUUUGUGAUUGGGAAUUAUUCGAGACGGAUUGCUCUUGAUUUACAUGAUUUUAAGAACGCGAGAUGGCUUGUGCUGGGCUUUCUGGUGACGGAGUCUGCUUGUGGUCCCUUGUAUGGCCAUGCAGCUCAAGUCUACGGCCACCGAAACGCCAUUCUAUUUGCAGCCACAGCUAUGUGUAUCGGUCUCUUCUUAUGUUCUGUAAGCUAUAGACUAUGGCAAGUUUCACUUGCUCGAGUCGUAGUAGGCACUGGUACUGCAGGAGUUGAGCUUCUCGUAGUCAUUAUAAUCAACGACUUCGUCCAACUCUACGAACUACCUCUCUGGACCAGUCUAACCACAUUCUUUGGCACCAUUGGCCUCAUGCUUGGAGGUCCCUUAGGCGCUGUACUAGCAGACCAUCUCGGCUUUCGCUCAACAUUCGGCAUUGAAUCUUCCUUCAUGGCCAUCGCCCUAGUAUUCGUCUAUCUCACCCUAAAACUCCCAGAAUCCCGUCCCAACACCUCCAACCGCAGCGCUAAAAAGAUCGAAUACCUAUCCUCAUCCCUCCUCCUCUUAUCCGUCGCCGUCCCACUCUUCGCGCUCAAUCUCGGCGGCGAAGUAUUCAAAUGGGGUCAUCCAGUCGUGAUAACCAUGUUCUGUCUCUCACCCUUUCUCGUCGCUCUCUUCUACUACGCCGACACUCGCUUAGCUAGCACGCCUAUCGUGCCUAAAAGGUUUGUGCAGGAUCGUAAUAUAGCUAUUGCGCUAGCGUGUACAUUGCCUAUGAAAUUCGUGUUUGAUCAGCUACGAUUCAGUUUCGGCACCUACCUCCAAGCACGCUCCUUCGGCAAAGACUCUUCAUUCGACGACUGGGCACUAACCUGUGUCUAUCUCGGCCGCGCCCUGGGUACAAUCGGCUGUGGGUUACUGAUCAAACGCUAUCGCCGCUUCAAACCAUAUUUAAAAGCCGUCAUCAUAGUUGAUCUAAUAAUCUACUUCUGCUUCGCACUAGGAGUCAUGCAAAAGCCGAAAUUCGCACCCAUCCUCGCGUUCAUCGGAGCCACGGAGGGCUUUGCCGAGGGUUUAUGGCUCGUGGCUAUCCUCUCGUUGGUCGAUGCUGAAGAUCAACCUUUAUUAUACGCCUUCUUCGGCCUCUCUCAAGCCGUCUCGGGAGACUUGGGUAUUGCCAUCUCCUUAGCGGCUGAAGGCACAUUAGUCCGCUCCAAACUCCACGCCAAAUUAUCUGGUUACGCAAAUGCCGAAGAGAUCAUCCGCAAAAGCCUCGAGGAUCUGAAUUACAUCAAAGAGCUGCCUGUCAAAGUCCAGACCAUAGUUCUAAACGCCUUAAUAUCAUCGACCGAGAUUGCGUUCGCGAUAUCCUUCUUGGUGCUCAUGAUCAGUCUGUUCUUCAGCUUUUACAUAAAAGAGAUGCCGCGGGCGGCGAAGGGCGUUUCUUAUAUCGCGUAG